This is a messenger RNA of Cynocephalus volans (Philippine flying lemur), 438 nucleotides long. It is a transcript of the gene CNPY1, whose product is annotated as canopy FGF signaling regulator 1. The record is from RefSeq and is a predicted model, not a curated record. The transcript has 4 exons. Gene Ontology annotation, cellular component: endoplasmic reticulum. Bases 1 to 438 code for a protein of 145 amino acids. Lineage: Eukaryota; Metazoa; Chordata; Mammalia; Dermoptera; Cynocephalidae.
AUGGAUGAGAUGGAGUACGACAUCACCAAGGCUCGCCAGAAGAAGACCAAGGUGGGCUCCAUUCGAAUCAAUCCUGACGGGACGCAGGAGAGGAGGAAGGUGCCCCUGGCGCAGUCAGAAGCGUUCCUAGCGGACCUCUUGGAGAAAGUAUGUGAGCGAAUGAACGACUACAAGCUCGAAGAGGACCCUGUGACUAAGGAGAGAACUUUCAAGAGAUUCGCUCCAAGGAAAGGAGACAAAAUAUACAAAGAAUUUAAAAAAUUCUUUUUUUAUUCUGACGCUUACAGACCUUUGAAAUUCGCGUGUGAAACUAUAAUAGAGGAGUAUGAAGAUGAAAUAUUCUCACUUAUCGCCCAGGAGGCACACUAUCUAGCUGACAAGCUGUGCACUGAAAAAUCAGAUCUGUGUGAAUCUUCUACUCAUCAUACUGAACUCUAG